Molecule: messenger RNA, 660 nt
Organism: Sporothrix brasiliensis 5110
Lineage: Eukaryota; Fungi; Ascomycota; Sordariomycetes; Ophiostomatales; Ophiostomataceae
Product: DNA directed RNA polymerase 2
Exons: 1
Coding region: 1-660 (219 amino acids)
Biological process (GO): transcription-coupled nucleotide-excision repair; transcription initiation at RNA polymerase II promoter; DNA-templated transcription
Cellular component (GO): RNA polymerase II, core complex
Molecular function (GO): DNA-directed RNA polymerase activity
Source: RefSeq, a predicted model, not a curated record
AUGGCCACCCCGCAGUCGACGACAUCCCACGAGGGCGACGGCGACAAGAAGGACGGCCAAAUCACGUUCAUUUUCUGCGACGAGUGCUCCAACAUGCUCUACCCUAAGGAAGACGAGGACUCCCGUAAGCUGCAGCUCACCUGCCGCACUUGCCACUUCACCAAAGCGGCCGAAUCGUCCUGCGUCUUCCGCAACGUCCUCAACAACGCCGCCGGCGAGACGGCCGGUGUCACGCAGGAUGUCGGCUCUGAUCCAACGGUUGGUGCCCCCCCCAGCCCCAACACUGUUUCCAGCGUCUCCCCCCACAGCAAGGCUGUGCUUUGCUUUUGCUGCGGUGCGUUGAUUGCGUGCCGCUCCUGUGGCGUUGUGUUUUGCAAACUUGCGUCUUCGCCGUCCGAGACGAGUGCGACGAGCGCAGCUACGACGACGACGACAACGGCCGCCUCUACAGACGACACUCCGACAGUCUCGCCUUCUCUCCGCGAUCUCGACGACCUCGACCUGUAUCCCUACGACUAUGAUUUUGAAGACGUGACAAACACCGCUGGCAUGUUUUCCGAGAACGACUGUCUCGACUACGACAACGACUACGAGUUCAUGGACGGCUGCGAAGAGACGGUUUCUGCUCUCGGAAACGACGCUGGUAAGGCGUUUUCAUGA